This is a messenger RNA of Thamnophis sirtalis, 1274 nucleotides long. The record is from RefSeq and is a predicted model, not a curated record. Lineage: Eukaryota; Metazoa; Chordata; Lepidosauria; Squamata; Natricidae.
AGGACCCAGGUAGCGACGGAGGUGCCAGCCGGCUUGUCUUCGGCUGCCGCAGAGCUCCGGAGCCAGGCGGGCAGCGCGGCUGGCCGGAAGGCCGCACGGUUGGCCGGAGAUCCGCGAAAGGUCCUCUAAGAGUCAGGGGAGCCGGGGAGGCUCGGAUUUCUCCCCCUUCCUAGGGGCGCAGAUUCCCCUCCGAUGAGCAUCCCGGGGUCUCCUUGAGACCAGCCGCCCGCAGAAGCGACCUCCGCCGCAGCAGCAGCGCCAGCGCCGCCGCAAUCAUGGGCAACCGGGGCAUGGAAGAUCUCAUCCCCUUGGUCAACCGCCUGCAGGAUGCCUUCUCCGCCAUCGGGCAGAAUGCCAACCUGGACCUGCCCCAGAUCGCCGUGGUUGGGGGGCAGAGCGCCGGCAAGAGUUCCGUGCUGGAGAAUUUCGUGGGGAGGGAUUUUCUGCCCCGUGGAUCAGGAAUUGUCACCCGACGCCCCUUGGUUUUGCAGCUGGUUAAUGCCACGACUGGGAGAGUCAACAGCCUGCAGCUCUCCGGUUGCCCCGAUGCUGACCCUGAUUCUCACGCUUCCUCCUCCAAUUUGGCUGCUGGAGGGGAGCCGGCGGCCGACAGACCACAAUACUCCUCCUCUUUUUCUUUAGUCCUAAGUCUGACCCUGGUGGACCUUCCCGGGAUGACCAAGGUCCCAGUUGGAGACCAGCCAGUAGACAUUGAAUUCCAGAUCCGUGAAAUGUUGAUGCAGUUUGUCACCAAAGACAACUGCCUGGUCCUCGCGGUCUCUCCAGCCAACAGCGACCUGGCCAACUCCGAUGCCCUUAAGAUCGCCAAAGAAGUUGACCCUCAAGGCCAACGUACCAUUGGCGUCAUCACCAAGUUGGACCUCAUGGAUGAAGGAACCGAUGCGCGAGAUGUUCUGGAGAACAAGCUGCUUCCACUAAGAAGAGGUAAAGGUCCUUCUCUUGUGGUCUUCACGAGCCUUGCUUUCUUUUCUCCUCCCUUCCCACCAAACUUUUUCAUUUAUUUAAUUUUUUUACAAAUAUAUCAAAUCAAUUCGCGGACAGUGUAGAGUAUCGUACAUUCUAAUACAAGUAAAGCAGCUAAAGCUAAUCACAAUUAUUACAUUCAAUCCACUUAACGUUUUUCUAAUAAUAAUACAGAUUUAUAUUAGGUUGAAAUCUGUCAUUAUUCAAUUAUUCCAUGUUUUCUCUGGUUGUUGCUUUUACUUUAUUAUACUAUAUAAAAAUGUAGACACUAAUAUUCCCCCUUCUCUUAU